UACUUCGCGGUGACCAGUAGAUCACAUUCGCCAAAUCUGGAAUCAUACAUACAGCAUCAUACUUGCUUUCCUUCCAGUCCACAUAAUGCUAGUAAUUAAGAGGCAAUUUCUCCGGCUAACGGAGCCACCACUUGCCCCGGUAUAAAUAUCCCAGCCCUGAUUCCGCGAAGCUAGUCCCACUACUGCUAUUACGUACUAGCAUACUGAUUGUAAGUGCCGCGCGUGCUGAGGCUACGGACGGUCGGAUUAUGUUAUCGUUCUACCUGCUGGCGGCGUGCCUGGCGGCGCUGGGCCUGGCGUGGGGCUACGAGCACGAGCACUAUCCACCCCCGCACUACAAGUUCGGCUACUCGGUGUCCGACCACCACACGGGCGACUUCAAGGCGCAACACGAAUUCCGCGAGGGCGACGUCGUCCACGGCUCCUACUCCCUCGUCGAGCCCGACGGACAUCUCCGGACGGUCAAGUACUCGGCCGACCACAAGCACGGCUUCAACGCCGAGGUCCACAGGAAGUACCUCGGCCACCACCACCACCCCCCACCUCGCAAACACAAGGCCCACCACCAUUACCAUGGUUGAUACUCGAGGACUCGCUUUAAGAGCUAAGGUGGGCAUUGGUGGAUCCAGCAAAGUGGCAACGUUGUUUUUCUUCAUUUGAACCUAUGGAAAUGUAUCGAUUCUUAGAGGGGCCAGGUGCUCCGACAAGAAUCGAUUAUUUAACAUAGGUUUAAAUGCAGGAAAUCCCGUGUUGCCAAAUUGCUGGAUCCGCCUAUGAAGGUGGGACUCCACACCGAAAAAAAAGUGUGGUUGAUUUAACUUUCUGGAUGUAAAGAAGUGUGCGAGAACUCUCAAAAUGCUGAACUACCCGCUAGUAUAGUAGUACCUGCUGCUGUAGUAGUUAACCCAGCAUUUGUAAGUUCUCGCGCACUUUUUUUUUACAUCCAAUGUUAAAUCAACUUCAUGUUUUUUUCGGUGCACUGAGAAACAAAAUGAGGGGCUCGGAGGCACGGCGCACAAGUGCAGUUUAAGAAAAAAUUGAGGUAUUAAUGAUUUCAAUUGAAACUAAAUAAAAAUCACUAUCUAAAUCGGUUUUAAAAUAUAUCGCUUAUGAAACUGCAGAAAUGCGUAUCUCGGUUCGCGGUGUCGCAGACUUCCUGUCAUACCAUAUUUUAUUUAUAGAAAACUACUGAACGUCAUCUUUUGAAAAUUUCAGUGAUUCUUCUUCCGUUUAUGAAAAGUAUUGUGUGAAAACUUCAAGUCAUAAUGUUGCACGGUCUUCCUUUAAAAAUUAAAUUAGGAGCGGAGUAUUAGAAACACCGCGACCGAGAUACGCAUGUUCGGAGUUUCACCGUCGAUAUUUCGUGAAAAAUUCACAACUAAAAUCCAAUUUUUAUGCAUCAAAAAGUUUUGAACUUUCUCUCUGCCAUAAGGCUCCAUGUAAUUUUGCAGCUUUAGACACAUAUUUCUUGCAAUUGCAAAAAAACUGUACCAUGUGCACAGUCAGACCUCUUAAAAUGAGACAUCGGUUAAUAUGGAAUGUUGAACACAGAGUGACCUAAGCCAUCGGUUGAUUCUGGGGUUUCCUGAAUUUUACAUUGAACGAUAGAUCUAGCUUGGUGGAAAAUGAGCCAACUUUAAAAUGUUUCUAUUAAUCUAGUCACUCCGAUUGUUUUUACUUUUAUUACCAAAUACAAUUCAAGUUCUGGAGGGCGAUUUACAUUUUUUAAAAGGUAAAUAUUUGAAAAAUCAAUUUCUGCCGAUUUGAUGAAAUGUUUAGCCUUUAAGAUUACCCAAUCGAAAAGUUCAAAGCUCUGUCAAUUCGGACAUGAUAUUCAUACCACUUUUUUCAAGUACGAACUAAAUAUGAAAACUCAUGGCUAAAAGAGUUCAUAAUUUUUGGAUCAAGAAUUAUUUUAAAAAACUGACGUUACUUAGAAUGUUUGAAAAUAUAUAUUUGUGUCAUGAAAACACCAAUAUGUUUGGUAAAAACUUGAUGUAAUCUCAAUCCUUUGUUUUUGUUAUUAUUGAUUAAAUAAAACAACAAGUUACCAGAGUUUA
This is a messenger RNA of Bemisia tabaci, 2060 nucleotides long. Its product is annotated as cuticle protein 7. NCBI's taxonomy places the organism in Eukaryota, Metazoa, Arthropoda, Insecta, Hemiptera, Aleyrodidae. The record is from RefSeq and is a predicted model, not a curated record. Gene Ontology annotation, cellular component: extracellular matrix.